AGAAGCGAUGCUGUAGGCGCAAACAAUGAGGGCCUGUGGCCUGUGACGUUUCGACCCUGACCGCCCCGCGGCAAGAUCCGAGGCAUCAACUUUCUGAGUCAGGUCACAUGAUCAAGAAUUCAACAAGACAAAGAUUUGAAUCUUGAACUUACUUACAGCAUUUACAUUUUGAUACAGAAAUUUAGCGGAGCGUCUAUAGAGGUUAUCAAAAGUCCCUUCUUGUUGUGUCGGGCGUAUUCCGGUGCAUGUGCGUUGGCUACGACUUCAAGCUCCAAACGUCAAACAUACCCCACCAUAGACAUCGGUGUACACAUAUACGACAUGGCUACAGCAAAGCUGGCGGAGUCGCAAUGGAUAGCGCAGCUAUCGACUAUGAGAGCGGCUUUGGCGGAUCUUAAACUGCCAACUUCUAAUCAGCCCUACAGCCUAGACUAUGAAGAGCUCUCAGACUCCCUCAACAGCGGAGAUGAUGUGUGGGACUUCAUCGACGACACAGAGGCAGACGAGUACAGCAGCGGCUUUGAAGAGGACGCGCUGCCGCCUGCCGUCGAAGACGGAGUUUAUGGACCAGAAUGGAUCCAGGCCAAAUGUUCGGCCUUUGCGGCAAGUAAAGGUGGACUCAGUGCAGAAACUCUGCAAGAGCAGAUCGUCUCGUUGCUUGUCUCAGAUAUAUCCGACGAAGAGCUGCAGUCAGCACUGACGGAUGUUAUUGGAUAUGACGAUUUUGAUUUCCUUAUCGAGUUAAUCUCGCAUCGCAAAGAGAUAGCAGCUGCCCCUCGAGUUGCUGACCAAACAGACGGGCUACUCAGUGGGAGGCUGCUUACGAGAAAGGAGAGAGACGCACAGCUGCGGAGAAAUGACUACGAGCACAAGCAUGCUACUCUCGGUCCCAAACUGGACAGAGAUGGGCCGCAAUAUCCUCACGUUUACAAGGCUCACUCUGCUGGAAAUACCCUGAGCUCGUCCGGCCACAAGUAUGGGUUGCCCAUGGGAAGUGAGAGGACGGAGCAUGAGCGAUAUGAAGAGUUCUCCAUCCCAGCCGGAAAGGUCGGGACGCUGGGACUUGGCCGGAAGCUGGUUCAGAUCUCAGAAAUGGACCAGCUGUGCAAGGGAACGUUUAAGGGAUACAAAACGCUCAAUAGGAUGCAAAGUCUGGUGUAUCCCGUUGCAUACAAGACAAACGAGAACAUGCUUAUAUGCGCGCCCACCGGUGCUGGUAAGACCGACGCAGCCAUGCUCACCAUAUUACAUGCAAUCGGCCAGAACACCACGCCCAAUCCAGCAGAGUCCCCAGAUGCACAAGAUUUUACCGUCGCCACGGCGGACUUCAAAAUCGUGUACGUCGCCCCAAUGAAGGCUUUGGCAGCGGAAAUUACCCAGAAACUCGGCUCGCGCCUUGCAUGGUUGGGAAUUCAAGUCAGGGAAUUUACGGGUGAUAUGCACUUGACGAAGCAGGAGAUCGUCCAUACCCAAAUCAUUGUCACCACACCUGAAAAGUGGGAUGUCGUGACAAGGAAAGGCUCGGGCGAUACUGAGCUAGUCCAAAAGGUACGCCUGUUGAUUAUUGAUGAAGUUCAUAUGCUGCACGACGAACGUGGAGCUGUUAUCGAAUCUCUUGUGGCACGUACGGCGCGACAGGUGGAAAGCACACAGUCACUUAUUCGGAUGGUUGGUCUUUCUGCAACGCUACCCAACUAUGUUGACGUAGCGGACUUUCUCAAAGUCAAUCGAUAUGCUGGCCUCUUUUAUUUUGAUGCCUCCUUUCGUCCAGUCCCCCUAGAGCAGCAUUUCAUUGGUGUCAAGGGCAAGGCCGGAACAAAAAAGUCUCGAGAUAACAUUGACGAGACCUGCUUUGAAAAGGUCAAGGAUAUGUUGGAACUCGGCCAUCAGGUCAUGGUUUUCGUCCACACUCGAAAAGAUACAUUCAACACAUCAAAGAUGCUCUUCGAAAAGGCCACCGAUGAUGGCUGUGCGGAUCUUUUUGAUCCCAGAGAGCAUCCUCAGUAUGAAGCUGCCACGAGGGAAAUGAAAACUUCGAAGGGGAGGGAACUGAGAGAGCUUCUCCCCAAAGGCAUGGGAAUCCAUCAUGCUGGUAUGCAGAGAUCAGAUCGUAACCUUACUGAGCGGCUGUUCUCACAGGGAGUCAUGAAAGUGCUCUGCUGUACGGCUACGCUUGCGUGGGGUGUUAAUCUUCCAGCCGCUGCAGUAGUCAUCAAGGGAACCCAGAUCUACAGCGCCCAAGAGGGCAAAUUUGUAGACUUGGGAAUUCUGGACGUUCUCCAAAUCUUUGGUCGUGCAGGACGACCGCAAUUUCAAGACACGGGUAUCGGUAUGAUCUGUACCAGCCAUGACAAGUUACAUCACUAUCUGAGUGCUGUUACUCAGCAACAACCCAUCGAAUCCAGGUUCAGUGCCAAGAUGGUCGACAAUCUAAAUGCCGAAAUCGCCCUGGGGACGGUGACGUCGGUUCCAGAAGCCGUGCAGUGGUUGGGAUACUCGUAUCUCUUCCAGCGCAUGAAGAUAGCCCCAAUGACCUAUGGUAUAGACUGGGCUGAGAUCAGAGAUGAUCCGACGUUGGUUCAACGCAGGCGUCAGCUCAUUAUCAACGCAGCUCGGACUCUCCACCAGAGCCAGAUGAUUAUCUUCAAUGAGGUAACCGAGGAACUGAAGAGUAAGGAUGUCGGACGCAUUGCGAGCGAGUUCUACCUUUUACAUACCAGUGUUCAGAUCUUCAACACGAUGAUGGCGCCCCUUGCAUCCGAGGCCGAUGUUUUGAAGAUGAUUAGUAUGUGCGGCGAAUUUGAUAACAUUCAGUCUCGUGACAGUGAGUCCGAUGAACUGGUGCGACUACGAGACGAGUUUGCCCCUUGCGAUGUUGGAGGUGGCAUCGAUUCUCCGCAGACCAAGACUAACAUUCUCCUUCAAUCCCAUGUCUCACGCGCGCGGAUUGAAGAUUUCGCCUUGUCCAGCGACACAUUCUACAUUGCACAGCAGGCGGCGCGAGUGUGCAAAGCCUUGUUCAAAAUCGCCUUGAAUAGGAAAUGGGGUUACCAGUGUCUAGUUAUACUCUCUCUAUGCAAGUCUAUAGACAAACGGAUCUGGCCAUUCCAGCACCCCCUUCAUCAGUUCGAGCUUCCUCUACCCGUCUUGAGGCAGCUCGAUGAUAAGGGUGCCUCGACUUCCAUAGAGGCUUUACGGGACAUGGAGUCUGCCGAAAUCGGCUCGUUGGUGCACAACCAUGGUGCCGGAAGCAAGAUUGCUCGCAUUCUUGAAAACUUCCCCACGAUAAGUGUAGAGUGCGAAAUAGCGCCUCUCAACAGAGACGUCUUGAGAAUCCAUCUCACUCUGACACCUGACUUCCGCUGGAAUGACCGCCAUAAUGGGUCUUCAGAACCAUAUUAUAUUUGGGUUGAGAACUCUGAAACGUCUGAGAUAUACCACAACGAGUUCUUCAUACUGAACAGGAGGAAAAUGCACGAGGAGCACUAUCUCGACUUCACCAUCCCUCUUCAGGACCCUCUCCCGUCUCAAAUAUAUGUCCGAGCUGUGUCUGACAGGUGGUUGGGAGUCGAAACAGUCACACCCGUUUCCUUCCAGCACCUGAUUCGGCCAGAAACCGAAAGCAAGUACACCGAUCUGCUAUCCCUACAACCUCUGCCUGUAACAGCACUCAAGAACCCCAUGUUGGAAGAGAUAUAUAGCAAGCGCUUCCAAUUCUUCAACCCUAUGCAGACUCAGCUCUUCCACUGCCUGUAUCACACGUCAACAAACGUUUUACUGGGUUCUCCUACUGGUAGUGGAAAGACUGUUGCUUGCGAGUUGGCAGUCUGGCAGUCCCUACGAGACAAUCCUGGGUCAAAAGUCGUGUAUAUUGCACCUAUGAAGGCUCUCGUUCGAGAGCGUGUCAAGGAUUGGCAUCCUCGCCUUACAGGGCCUCUCGGCUUGAAACUUGUCGAGUUAACUGGUGACAAUACUCCUGAUACACGUACAAUUCGCGACGCAGAUCUCAUCAUUACGACGCCUGAGAAGUGGGAUGGUAUAUCUCGUAGUUGGCAGACAAGAGGCUACGUUCGACAAGUAAGCUUGGUGAUUAUUGAUGAAAUCCAUCUUCUCGGUGGUGAUCGUGGUCCUAUUCUCGAAAUCAUUGUUUCUCGAAUGAACUACAUUGCUUCGCAGUCUAAGAGCACGGUUCGACUGAUGGGUAUGUCGACUGCUUGUGCGAACGCUAUGGAUCUUGGAAACUGGCUCGGAGUCAAGGAAGGUUUGUUUAAUUUCAGGCAUUCCGUCCGACCUGUACCCCUUGAGAUAUUCAUCGACGGCUUUCCUGAAGUACGCGGCUUCUGCCCGUUGAUGCAAACGAUGAAUCGGCCAACAUUCCUCGCCAUCAAGACUCAUUCUCCGGACAAGCCCGUUAUUGUCUUCGUCGCAUCUCGCCGACAGACUCGACUUACAGCAAAGGACCUCAUCAACUUCUGCGGCAUGGAAGACAACCCGAGGCGUUUCCUCAAAAUGUCUGAAGACGAUUUGCAACUUAACCUCGCGAGAGUCAAGGAUGAUACACUGAAGGAAUCGCUCAGCUUUGGCAUCGGGCUGCAUCAUGCUGGUCUGGUUGAAUCUGAUCGGUCUCUGUCGGAGGAGCUCUUCGCCAACAAUAAAAUCCAAAUCCUGAUCGCUACCAGCACCCUCGCUUGGGGUGUCAAUCUUCCCGCCCAUCUCGUCGUAGUGAAGGGGACUCAGUUCUUCGACGCAAAGAUUGAAGGAUACAAGGACAUGGAUUUGACGGAUGUCUUGCAAAUGCUUGGUAGAGCAGGUCGGCCGCAAUUCGAUACGACCGGUAUUGCCCGCAUCUUUACACAGGAUUCGAAGAAGGAUUUCUACAAGCACUUCCUGCACACGGGCUUCCCAGUAGAAUCAACGCUCCACAAGGUCCUCGACAACCAUUUGGGUGCCGAGGUCUCGGCCGGAACCAUCGCUACUGUCCAAGACGCUUUGGACUACCUCACGUGGACAUUCUUCUUCCGCCGUCUGCACAAGAACCCGUCUUAUUAUGGUCUUGAGCUGUCUGCUGAAGAUCACAACACUACCACAGCACAACAAAUGGCAAAUGACUAUAUGAUCCAGAUGGUUGAUAGCUCCCUAGCAGAGCUUGCGGAGUCACAGUGUUUGGAGCUUUAUCCCAACGGAAACGUCGACCCAACGCCCCUGGGAAAGAUCAUGUCAUACUACUAUCUCUCCCACCACACCAUCCGUCAUCUCGUCAAGCAUGCCAAACGUGGCGCUACAUUCGAAGAUGUUCUAUUCUGGAUGUCGUCUGCCACCGAAUAUGACGAAUUGCCAGUCCGUCACAAUGAAGACCUCAUCAACGGAGAGUUAGCAAAGAAUCUCCCCAUAGAUGCCAAGUCAUUCGGCAACCUGCCUCUUUGGGACCCGCAUGUCAAGUCAUUCUUGCUCCUCCAGUCUCACAUGAGCCGGAUCGAGUUGCCGUUAUCGGAUUACAUUGGAGAUUCAAACAGUGUUCUCGACCAGUCCAUCCGUAUUAUGCAGGCCAGCAUCGAUACCCUUGUUGAGAUGGGCUACCUCUCCAGCACGCUUCAGAUGAUGACACUACUUCAGUGUAUUAAAUCUGCUCGUUGGCCCACAGACAAUCCCCUGAGCAUCCUUCCAGGAGUGGAUAUUGGUGGGAUCCCCCCCAAAUCCCAAAAGUCGAAAGCGCUACCUUCGUCGCUGAUGGAGUUGAGCCGUUUGCCGCCCGCUGGCAUCGAAAGCCUAUCCCAGAUGGUUGCCGACAACCAUGCGACCCGAUCUGCAUUUAUUAAGGCGGCUUCGAUCCUGCCUAACGUAGAUGUCAAGGUGUCUGACAUCACAGCUCUUGGCUUAACUGUCGUGUUAUCGCGCCAGAACCCCAUAGUCAACCGCGAUGGCCGCGUUUACACUCCACUCUUCCCCAAGCCACAGACAGAGGGUUGGUUCGUUGUCCUUGCCGACAGCGGCGCUGAUGAGGUACUUGCGGUUAAGCGUGUUGGGUGGAGUGUAGGGAGAAAUGCCAAUGGCAAAAAUACCGUUUCUGUGGGAAGCAGACCCGUGGCCAGGGCAUCCAUGAAGUUACCAGGCGGAGAUUUGAGGGCGAGGAAGAUCGACGUCUUUGUUGUGAGCGAUGCAUACUUGGGAAUGACUUAUGAGAAGAGGGGCAUCGAGAUACCGGGGCCCCCUACGGUGGUAGAUGACGUAAAGAAGGAAAAAUCAUAGGUAUAAAAGUUCAUAUGGGGACAUGUAUGUGUGGAUGGGGUACGUACUACACGAUAUAUUUUAGGUUUGAUACGCAGAUAGAAUCUGUGUCACAUAUUUGCAUUUGCAUCUCACUAGAACAUAUAGAAAUAUCACGAAGCAUGAAAUCAAAUCAAAG
Messenger RNA from Pseudogymnoascus verrucosus, 6403 nucleotides. RefSeq lists its product as uncharacterized. The coding region runs from base 322 to 6246 and encodes 1974 amino acids. Lineage: Eukaryota; Fungi; Ascomycota; Leotiomycetes; Thelebolales; Thelebolaceae. Gene Ontology annotation, molecular function: ATP binding; nucleic acid binding; ATP hydrolysis activity. The record is from RefSeq and is a predicted model, not a curated record. The transcript has a single exon.